GACGUCAGCUUGCGCAUGCACACGGAAGCUUCCGCGUGAGAGAAAAUCUUGCCAGAGCGCGUCACUGGCAUGAUAAAUAGAUUAUUUAUUGAUUUGUUUUUAUUAUUUUAUUAUUAUUUAAUUGUUUUUCUUAUUUAUGACACCAUCUCCUCAUGCACAAUUCAGUAUUACGAAUUUUCAAACGGUUUCAUGAACCAAAGUUACUAAACACUGCAGUUGAAGCAAAGGUUCGCCACAUAGAUUUAUUGGUUGCUAGGAAUAAAGCUCAAAUAGCAAUGUUGGAUGACACGAAGUUAAGGGAUUUGGAUAUUCCUCUGCAACAAGAAAUUAAUAUGUUAUCCUGGCUAUAUACCGUAACUCCUGCAUUUCCAGUGAAUGGCUCCAAGAUCACUAUAAUUCACAAACCUCAAAUAUUUUACAACACUCUACUAGAAAAAUGUAAAAAUGCCAAGAAAAGAAUCACUCUGGCUUCGCUGUAUUUGGGCACUGGUGCACUAGAGAUUGAAUUAGUGAACACAAUACAGCAAGCGAUGAGCAGGAAUGGUAGCAACGUGCAAGUUCGGAUCUUGCUGGAUUAUAUGAGGGGUUCUCGAGGCAAGCAGAAUUCCCGAAAGAUGCUGGAGCCUUUACUAAAGGGCGAAUACAGUGAUUAUUGCAAAGUUUUCCUUUAUCACACGCCGAAAUUGCGCGGCGUCAUGAAAGCAGCGAUUCCUGAUCGUUUCAAUGAACUUAUCGGUCUGCAGCAUAUGAAACUGUAUAUGAUCGACGACGAUCUUAUUAUUAGCGGAGCGAAUCUUAGCAACGAUUACUUCACAAAUCGGCAGGAUCGAUACUUCGUCAUCGAAGAUUGUGGGGACUUAUGUGACUUUUAUCAUAAAUUGGUCGAGAAAGUGGCGGAAUUUAGUUUCUUGUUGCAACCAGAUGGCAAUAUGAGUUUAAGUCUCGCUCCAAACUGUCAUCCUUAUAAAGGAUCCCGGAAAAUCUUCACCAAAGAAGCCGCGUCUAAAAUACAAACGCUUUUUCAGAAUGAGAUAGAGAAGCGUGCUAAUCACAACAAAAAUGACGCAGACACGUGGAUAUUUCCAUUAGUGCAAAUGGGUCAGCUAAAUAUCUGUCACGACAGCGAGGUAACGUUGAAGCUCCUUCAGACUGCUCCAGCUGGUGCUACGCUCAAGCUGGCGACUGGUUAUUUCAACUUGACCUCUGACUACAGCCAGGCUGUGCUUAGAGAUUGCCAGGCAACGUGUCAUCUUUUAACAGCGCAUCCCACUGCCAAUGGUUUCUUCAACGCUAAAGGAAUCGCCGGGGGAAUUCCAGCGGCGUACACCAGAAUAGAAAAGUCUUUCUAUGAUCUCUGCGAGAGGAUGGAUCAACAGAGGAGAGUAACAUUAUGGGAGUUUGUAAAACCGGGUUGGACGUAUCAUGCGAAGGGUCUCUGGUACACCUUGCCGGGUCAACAACGACCUUCGUUAACCCUCGUAGGCUCACCGAACUUUGGCUAUAGAUCAGUGAAUAGAGACUUGGAAACGCAAGUCGCCAUAGUGACAAGAAAUGAGAAGCUGCAAGACGCGCUAUACAAGGAACAGGCGCGAUUGUUCUUUUGUGCCAAACCCGUGACGAAAAAGACUUUUUCCCAGCAAGACAGAAUACCGCCGGCCUGGGUGUGCGCGAUCGUACUCUUUUUCCGCUACUACUUCUGAAGUUAAAACAUCUUCGCAAGAACUUAAUGUUUUAAAUCUAAUUCCAAUUAUGUGCUCCCUAAUAAAAUUUGGUGCAAUAGAGCUUCUCAUGAUUGAUCUACGCGCUUUAAAUUUCUCGGAUAGUUUAUAUUACAAUCUAAAAUUUGAUUUCUACAGUCUUAUAUUCUAUUUACAAAUUCUAUUACACAUUCACUGUACAAGACGCGAGGGAACUUUUAGGUCGUAGGAUUAAAAGAAGAUUCAAUCUUUUUCUGUUGUGGAAUUGCAUAAAUUUGAUAUAUAUAAAUUUUAUGUAUACAUUCCAUAAAUUAAUUAUCUCGCAUGAGUGAUAAAUUAAUACUAUACUCCGGGAGGUGUAGCCGAUGGACAUAAUUGGUGGCACUAUUACUUCUUUGUGAGCUAUCCGAUAAGGGAUGUGGUAAAAUUUAACAUAGUUAUGGUGGCGGCGUUUCUUGCGUAGCGCCGGACACGCGGAAGCAGUUUUAACACGGAUAUUAUAAUGGUAAUAA
Messenger RNA from Harpegnathos saltator (Jerdon's jumping ant), 2209 nucleotides. RefSeq names its product Phosphatidylglycerophosphate synthase 1 (gene PGS1). NCBI's taxonomy places the organism in Eukaryota, Metazoa, Arthropoda, Insecta, Hymenoptera, Formicidae. Gene Ontology annotation, cellular component: mitochondrion. The record is from RefSeq and is a predicted model, not a curated record. The transcript is spliced from 8 exons. Gene Ontology annotation, biological process: cardiolipin biosynthetic process. Gene Ontology annotation, molecular function: CDP-diacylglycerol-glycerol-3-phosphate 3-phosphatidyltransferase activity. Bases 153 to 1700 code for a protein of 515 amino acids.